This is a messenger RNA of Nicotiana attenuata, 810 nucleotides long. RefSeq names its product photosystem II repair protein PSB27-H1, chloroplastic. Lineage: Eukaryota; Viridiplantae; Streptophyta; Magnoliopsida; Solanales; Solanaceae. Gene Ontology annotation, biological process: photosystem II assembly; photosystem II repair. Gene Ontology annotation, cellular component: chloroplast thylakoid lumen; photosystem II. The transcript has a single exon. Bases 94 to 621 code for a protein of 175 amino acids. The record is from RefSeq and is a predicted model, not a curated record.
UAAUCCAACCAUCUCCAUUCAUCACUCCCCUUUACACCAAAACUACAACAAUAUCUCUUUCAUCAACUUUCCUUCUCCAACAACAACAAAACCAUGGCUUCUCCAACCCUAAUAACCCCAUCCACCUCCACCCAAAAACCCCUUACCCCUAUCCGAUCAAAACUCUCCUCUACCACCACCGCCGCCAAUGCCGCAACCGUCUCAGCCUCUGUCUCAUCCACCCGCCGCCGUGAAUUCCUCUCUCUGGCUGCCGGAAUCCUCGCUCCGGCAUUGCUUCUACCUGCCACGUCAGCAUUCGCUGCUUCCGACGAGGAGUACGUGAGGGAAGCUUCGGAAGUGAUUAAGAAAGUGAGGUCGACGCUCUCUAUGGAGAAAAGUGAUCCGAACUUAGCUGAUUCUGUUACUGAGUUGAGAGAGGCUUCUAAUUAUUGGGUUGCUAAGUACAGAAGAGAGAAGGCUUUAUUGGGCCGGGCCUCAUUCCGUGACAUUUACUCAGCCCUGAAUGCUGUUUCGGGCCAUUAUGUUAGCUUUGGGCCGACCACACCCAUUCCGGCUAAGAGAAAGCAGAGAAUCUUGGAAGAGAUGGACACUGCUGAGAAGGCAUUACAGAAGGGAAGAUGAAAGAGAAGCUACUUUUGUAGAUGUUUGGUGAUUUUUUUGGGUAUAAUUCUGAAAUUUCUAUAUUUAAAUUUCUGACUAUGAAAUUGAAAGUAUAAAGAUGAGGAUUCACUAUUUGCUUGCAAGUUAUGUUGCUUGUUACUAUAAAACUAAGUAAAAGGUUAGUCGUAAUUUAGAUAAACUCUUCUUAUU